AUGUUGUCGGCAACAUCAAAAGAUCAACAACAUCUUUUUUCUAGUUAUCGUGCAUUAGGUUUAGUUACUAAUCAUGUACCCUGUAUACUACGUAUACAUCAACGCCAUUCAUCUCAUUUACUUUUAACUGCUAUCGGCAAAGUAUUUCAUGCGCAUCGUCUUAACACACUCCAAGUAUUACUUGUUAGUGAUGCUCAUCCAGAAGAUAUUCAAGUACUUGCAUCAAAUAGUCGGCUAGUAUUUGCUGCUGCUGGUUCAACAAUUUAUGUUUAUCGUCGUGUAUUUCAUCUUCAUCAAACUUUAACUGAUCAUAAGGGUGAUAUUAAACAUUUAUUACCAUUUGGUGAUGAACAUUUAGUUAGUGUCGAUGAAUCAAAUACAUUACGCGUAUGGGAUAUUCAAUCAGGAAGUGUUUACCUAUCACUUGAAUUCAAUACACAAAAUUUUCAUAUAACAAGUUUACUGCAUCCAGCUACGUAUGUUAAUAAAUUAUUAGUAACAUCACGUCAAGGUACUAUGCAACUAUGGAAUAUAAAAGCUAAUAAACUAUUACAUGAAUUUUUUACUAAUGAUACAAAAUCGAAUUCUAUAACUACAAUUGCUCAAUCAACUGUCGUCGAUGUUGUUGCGAUUGGUUAUAAUGAUGGUCAAAUACGUUUACAUAAUCUUCGUUAUGAUGAAACUCUAGUUACAUUUACACAAGAUUUUAAUGGACCAAUAACAUCUAUUGCUUUUCGUCUUGAUAAUAUUCCGCAUAUGGCAACGGGCUCAUCAACUGGUCAUAUUUGUAUUUGGAAUUUAGAUACAUGCCAUUUAAUCAGUCAAAUGCGACAAGCACAUAAAGAAUGUGCUAUAGCUUCACUUCAUUUCAUACCUGGUGAACCAUUACUAAUAUCCAAUGGUAGUGAUAAUGCUUUACGCGAAUGGAUAUUUGAUAUGCCUGAUGGUCAAUCAUGUCGAUUAUAUCGUGAACGUUGUGGACAUUCGAAAUCGCCACGUUGCGUUCGUUUUCAUGAUAAUGAUAUUAUACUUUCAGCCGGUAAUGAUGGACGUUUACGAACAUUUCAUACGAUACUUGAUAAUCUUUCACGUUGUUUUGGUCGUACAACGCGAUAUAAAUGGGAACUGGAAUUAAACGAAAGCGAAGACGAUAAUAAUGAAAAUGAAAGUACAGAACAACCACUACCAAUUGUUGACUUACGAUGUGAAGUUAUUAAAGAAAAUGAUUGGGAUGGUAUUGUUGCUGUACAUGAAAAUCGAAGACGUAUAUCCGCUUGGAAUUAUAUUCGAGCUACACGUAGUCAACAUCGUUUUGAACAUGAAAGAUUUGCAACGAAAGUUUAUCAUAAUGUUGAUGUUGUUGCGACUUGUUGUGAUAUUAGUCCAUGUGGAAAUUUUUGUGUUAUUGGAUAUUCUACUGGACAUAUCGAUAUGUAUAACAUGCAAUCGGGAAUUUAUCGUGGAUCAUUCGAUGAUGGUCCAAUAAAAUUUGCUGCAAAAAAUCCGAGCAAACGUUUGAAAUCUUCUCCAUAUGCAACAGCACAUUCAUUUGCUCUGUGUGGUAUCUCAUUUGAUUCACUGAAUACCCGUCUUAUAUCAUGCGAUUCAAAUGGAAAUAUCAAAUUAUGGCGUUUAAAAACAAAAACUCUUAUUUCAUCAUCAUCUGUUUUUAAUCAAGAAAAUUCCGAUGAAAAAAUUACAAUAACAAAAAUGAUUGUGCAUCGUGAUAGUGGUCUUAUUGCACUUGCAUUCAAUGAUUAUACAAUAAAGAUAUUUGAUUUUGAUACAAUGACUUGUAAAUGUAUUCGUACAUUUAAAACUAACAGUCAUAAAGAAGAAAUAACAGCAUUAGCAUUUAUGCCUGAUGCACGAUGGCUAUUAUCAACAUCAUUAGAUAAAACAAUGCGUAUAUGGGAUAUACCAAGUGGACAAUUAAUUGAUACUAUUGAAUUUGAUCAAGCAAUAAUAACAAUAGCUGUAAGUCCAAAUGGUGAUAUGUUAGCAACAGGACAUACCGAUGCCUUAGGUGUUUUUCUAUGGUCAAAUCGUUCUAUGUAUGAUAGUUCAAUUAUUCGUACAACAAAUGAUGUUGAUAAUCAAGAAUUAUUAGUUGGAGACUUUCAAUCGCCGGAACAAAUUUCCAAAAAUUUACUAACACUUUCAACAUUACCAGAAUCAAAAUGGAAAAAUUUGCUUGUACUUGACACCAUACGUCAACGAAAUAAACCAAAAGAAGCAAUAAAUAUACCUAAGCAAGCACCAUUUUUUUUGCCAACUGUAUCAAACUUACGUGGGUUUGUUUUUAUUAAUCCCGAUGAUGAAGACGAAAAAAAUAAAAAACAGUCACGUAUACAUCAAAUUCAAAAAUUUCUUCAUGAAUCAUCAUUAACAAAUUUUCUUGAUCGUCAAAAAGCAAGUUCAUCAUUAUCAAUUGACGUAAUUAAUCAUUUAAAAGAUCUUGGAAUGGCUAAAAUUGAAUAUGAAUUAAGAUGUUUAUCACCUGAACAAGGUGGCUCAUUAGAACGAAUGUUCAAAUUUAUUGACAUACUUAAUCAAGCAUUAGAAGAGAAACAAAAUUAUGAUUUAGUUAGUUCAUAUUUAGCACUUUUUAUACAAUUACAUGGAACAAGUUUCAUAUGGAAAAAUGAUGAAUUAAUAGAACAAAUUCGAAAAAUUCAAUUAAAACAAAAAGAAACUUGGCUUAAUAUACAACGACAAUUGAAUACAUCAAUUGCAUUGGUGAAGUAUAUUAAAAGUGUUACUACUAUUUAA
This is a messenger RNA of Rotaria socialis, 2772 nucleotides long. The record is from the annotation of a GenBank genome assembly. Lineage: Eukaryota; Metazoa; Rotifera; Eurotatoria; Philodinida; Philodinidae.